CAAAAGGCGCUAGGGAUUUAUUAAGCUGUCAGCUAAUAAUUGGGUCGUCGUCAAAAUUUCUAUUAGAAUCGUUUUUUUUUUACAUAUUUCGGCAUAAAAAUCAAAUGAAGCGGCUACGCUAGAAACGAAGCUGCUCCAAUCCCGCACAGAACUGCCAGAAGCAGAGGGCCUGGCCACAAAAACAAAAGUAACCCAAAAACACAACUGGACUGGACCUGGGCAGGAUGUCGAACCUAUCCGUGGGCCAGAUGAUAAUGGACGCGCAGCGCAUGGCCAACCGGAUCAAGGACCUGGACGCCCUGGGCACGGCGCUCCUCGAGGAGGCGGAGAACAACAAUCGGCUGGUGGAGAGCCUGCGGCAAUACCAGGACGACAUUGAAGCACUCAACCGCAUCUCAAACAACAAGACCAACGCGGACAUGGUCAAUCGCAUCCAGCAGCAGAACAUCAACAGCUCCGAGAUCCUGAAGGAGAACCGCGAGCUGAAGAUCUGCAUCGAGGACUACGAGCGGGUCAUGGAGCUUAUGAUGCAGAAAUAUCGCGAGCACACCGUCUCCAAGGUCCUGGACAGCAAGUUCAGCUUCAAGGAGCUGUACAACGAGCGCAUGUGGCAGGUAAUUCGGGAGCAGCGCGAGAAGAUCAACGAAAUGGCCGCCGUGAUGCAGCGGGCGGCCAGUGUGGACGACGGGAUGGUGCAGAGGGAACUACAGACCAUUUCGCAGCUGCGCCUGGAGAACGAAACGCUGCGCGAACUGCUCCAGAUCUCCAAGCAGUACGGCUCCGCCCAGCGACCAAUUCGGGAGAGCGAUCACCUGCUGGAGGAGAAGGCUGUCCAGACGGACAGUAUUGCGGACGACUCCGCCGACGACCUGUCCAUAUCGGGCGCCUCGGUGGAGAACAUGAACAACAACUCAGUUAUCCAAAUGUACAGCAGCCCGGAGCAGCCGGUUAAGGCCGCCGCCGCCGCCGCAACCAAUAACUCAUUCACCACUGCCCCAGUUCACAGUCAAAAUGACACUCAAGCUCCCAUUGUGACGCCUGAGACGGCGGCUGCAGCGGCGGCGCCUGCUGAGCAACCUUUGACCAACGAAAACAACAACGGACCUGCUGUCAACCAAACCAGUACGCCGCCGCCAGCGACGACGCAAAACGAAUCCGGCGAGGAUCUGGCGGCUGUAGCGCCCGCAACAUGAUAGGCGCUGGUGCUCCACGUUGUUGAUUCAUUUGGUCUUCAUUUCGAUCGGCGCGCUGUUCCAUCAUAUUUAAUCACCCACUCACAAAACAGCCUGCACACGAAGGGGGCACACAUAACCUGCAUUAGGUCUUAGCGAUUGAUAAUCUCUAAGUAAUUUAUAUAUAAUACGCAUUGCAGCAUAAUGUCCAUACGCAUUGUAAACAAUGAAGUUCAUCAUUUAAACAAGCUAAACCCAAUCACUCACACAAAUGUAAUGUACAAUGUACUAUGUCGAUUUUAUGAUUUCUAAAUAAAUUCCAUAACAAAUCGAGGAUUAACCAAAA
This is a messenger RNA of Drosophila biarmipes, 1518 nucleotides long. RefSeq names its product FGFR1 oncogene partner 2 homolog (gene Fgop2). NCBI's taxonomy places the organism in Eukaryota, Metazoa, Arthropoda, Insecta, Diptera, Drosophilidae. The coding region runs from base 225 to 1193 and encodes 322 amino acids. The transcript has 2 exons. The record is from RefSeq and is a predicted model, not a curated record.